GGGAGUGCAGCCGUCCUUCUUGGGGGUGAAGGGCAGGAUGGCAGCUGUUGUGGAGGCUGUGUGAAUCUCUCAGAACUAAACCCUUUGACAAUCACUUCUGCCCUCUGAAUAUUUUUAAAUUUAUUGUACAGUACUUCUGAUUUGCUUCUCUCCAACCUUAGCCUCUCUGUUAUCCCCUUCCUUGCAAUCUGCUAACAAACUAUCCUGCAGUUCUCCACACUGCACUUUGUUUCCUGCAGUAUUUUCUUAGUUUCUUUAAUUAUUAUUUUUUUAUUCUAUCCUGGCUUUCUCUGUUUUACCCCUGUUAAUGGCUACCCUCAGUAGUUAUGCUUGUGCACUAGUGGGUGUGUGCUCAGAGCUGUGCGCCCGUCUGGUGAGCAGUGUGUGUGUGAGACGGGGAUACCACCUAUGGCUGGCAGCACUGGUCAGCCUUACCCCUUUCUUGCAGGGUCUGAGUAACCCAAGGAGCAUCUUCUCAAACAGCAACAACUUCUUCAAUGUGAAGUUUGUGCACUGUUCCUGUGGAUGGACCUUUCUGCUCCUAUCUGGUUUUGUUCUUCUGGUGACAUUAGUACCUACAGGUCGUCCUCUCCUCUCGCUAUUGCACUUAACCAGGUUGGUAGUGGGUACAGCAAUGUGCCAGGGAAUGCCCCACCUCUUUCGGCUUCUUGAAGAUCUGACUGGUUCCUGUGAACAGCCUGUGCCACCGGGGACAUUGCUCCUUCUGAAAUUGGAAGACAGAAACAGUUGCCAGGCAGAGGGUCAUCAUUGGCAAGGUUAUCGUGUGUCACCUCAAACCUUCUCCCUAACAUUGUGCAGCCUGACACUAGCAGAAGAGCUGGCAGUCUUUGUACGCUACUUGCGGAGAGGAUAUCCAGCUGGCACACCCCUACGCCUGGUCUUCCUACUUAAUGCCAGUCUUCUUGGACUAUACAACAUGCUGAUAUUAUGCAAUGCUCUCUAUGCACCCAGCUAUACCCAAAGUGUGAUAGGAGCGGCAGCAGGCACUCUGUGCUGGUAUCUUACUUACCGUUGCUGGUACCGCACCCGCUACUCCCCUGGACCACCUGGACAUGGAAUUUUUCCUAAAACUGGAGGAAUCAAAUCCAAACUGAACUGAAGGCAGAGUUCUCAUGGACAUAAAAAUACAUAAUCUGCCCAUUUAAAAUUUUACAUGAUAUCCACUUCAUCACACUGAAAUAUCUAUGAUCUGGUGUUCUGCAAUGCUGCAAUGUAAUUUCAAUAGAUCACACCUGGCCUAUUCCUUGCCAGUGAGCAAUAAGAGGUAUUUGUUUGAUCUGUUCAGUGUAGAACUUGACACCUAUUCCAAAGACUAAAAUUAGGUGCACUUCUGAGGGUCUCAACUCUUUUGUUGGAUGUGAUAUUCAGUAAGAGGAGGUAAAAUGUUGUGCAGUGGGGACAAGCUAAGGCAUACCUCCCAACAUUUGUGGCUGAUGAAUGAGGGACACAGGAGAUUGAUAGGAGCCUGCCACCAUUUUGUGGGUGGAGCCAUGUUGGGAGGGCAGGGAUGAUGGGUGGUUAGUGGGCAGGAUUGUGGGUGUUUUUUGGGUGGUCUGUGGGUAUGUCAGGGCAGUUUGUGAGUGUUCCUGGGUGGGGCUAAGGGAAAAUCUGUAAAUAGAGACAUUUGGCUGUCUUAGAGGGACAGAGCUUGAAAUCAGGGACUGUCCCUCUCAAAUAGGGACAGUUGAGAGGUAAAUUGCUAAGGUACAAUGGUCCUAACAUGGAAGAGGGAAUGCGCCAGGUGAGGCUGAUAAUGGAUGACCGGACAAUUCUAAAUAUAUCUAAAAAAAAUGCAUUCAAAAAUAUGUUUAAGAAAGUCCCUAGAAUACUAGAAUAAGACUAUACUAACAGCUUAUGAUGUACAAACAUAUUGUAAAAAAAAAGAAGCAAUACUGAAUUUCAAUGUCAUGUGGCCUUCAUUUUAAAUUUUCUAUUCAACACAUUGGUGUUUAAUACCAUGUUACUUUUCUCUUGUUCUUGCAAGUAAUUCAAUAUAUUGCCCACAUGUGCAUAUCUAGAAAGGCAUCAUGUAUUAAACGUAUCAAAAUGCAUGUGCAUUUACAGCAGGGAUUGGUAAAUGAUACAUUAUUUAGCGUCUAAUCACAGCUCUUCAAGUCUUUGUGAUACAUCUUAGUUAAUAAUGUCCUUUUGAUCUCUAUGGCAAAAAAAGUGCUUAACCACAAUGCUACAGAACUAUGUGACAAGUCAUGAGACUCUUUCUAUGAUUCUGUGUUAAGAAACUAUUUAACCACCCUUCUUUAUGACUUUGCCUGGUAAAUGUGUUAAUUUUGUAUAUGUACAUCUUAGUACUUUAAUAUAAGGACUUCUGGUAAGACAAAUGGGCUUUAGCUGGAAUCGCGGUAAUAUGAGGCAGUUUGUGAAUAAAGCUCUGCAAACAGCAGUUUUCUAAUCGAAUCUUUAGCAUGUCAGCUAGAUAUUUUUUUUUAUUUAAAUGCCCAAUCAAAAUUUGGAACAUGAAGUGACGAUAAUUAUCAGGCCUUUGCAGAAGCACUUCUAAGGUGACUGAGAUAAUGUAAUCAUCCUAAAAUAGCCCUCCCUAUCACUUUGACUAUCAGUCCAUUAGUAUGCUUACCUCCCUUCUUUCUUUAGUGCUUGCCUUGCAUGUCACCUUUGCCUUUUCCUGCCUAUUUGUUUUUUUCCUUGGGGUGGUUACUAUGAUUUUACUGUUUCCCUCUAAUUUGGUUUAGAUGGCAUUUUUAUCCUUUUUUGUGUCUACCUAUCUUAUAUUUAAUCUUGAUUUCUUUCAUAUAGUUAGUGAGAGUCCAUUAUCCAUUACUCAUGGCAAUUACUCUUCUCUACCACUAGGAGGAGGCAAAGAUUCCCAAACCCCAAGAAUUAUAUAAAACCCCUCCCACUUCACACAUACCUCAGUCUUUACUUUGCCUUCACUGGUAGUGCUUGAAGAAUGAAGAUGUGCAUGUGAUCUUCGGAGAAAGGGGUUUUUAGCCUAUGUUGAGGCCCAGUUCCCCUCAGAGUACAAUGCUAUUUGGAGUAUGGUUUAUGAUUCUAUGGUUUCACCUCAUGGGAAAUCUUUCUUAAACCCUCUGUGAUUAGUCACAGGGAUGUGUCUUCUGCCUCCCUUUAUGGAUCUACAAUAUACUCCUAUUACAUAACUUCUGCUGAUAUGUUUCAUUGCUGGUUUGGCUGUCUGUUACUUGAUUGCUAGUUGAGAAGUGUCUAUUGGUAAGGGAUUGGAUUUUAUUCAAAUCUCUUCAUUGUUCCAAAGAGGAAAGGCAUUGUCAGACCAAUUUUGGAUCUAAAACUGAACAAAUUUGAAGAAUUCCAUCUUGCAGAACUAUCAGGACUAUUCAGCCUUUUUUUUCAGCAAGGUCAGUUUAUGUCCACAAUAGAUUUAAAGGAUACUUACCUUCAUGUUCCAGUUCACAGAGAACAUUACCAGUUCCUGAGGUUUGCUUUUCUGAACAAGCACUUUCAGUUUGCUUCUCUUUCAUUUAGUCUGGCUACAGCUCCAAGAAUAUUUUCCAAAGUUCUUGGUGCCCUUUUGUUUGUAAUCAGAGCUCAGGGUAUUGCAGUGUUUCCAUAACUGGACAAUAUCUUGGUUCAAGCUCCGUCCUUUCCUUUAGCAAAAUUUCACACCGACCAACUCUUGUUGUUUCUUCAAAAGCAUGGUUGGAGGAUCAGUUUUCCAAAGAUUUCUUUUGUUCCUUAGACAAAGGUUACUUUCCUAAUAGACUCAGUGUCCAUGAGUCUUUCUUUAACAGAGUAGAGACGGUUAAGAUUGGUAGUGUCAGCUUGUCUGAACCUUCAGUCUCUUUCGUUUCCUUCAGUGACUCUGUGUAUGGAAGUAUUAAGUCUCAAGAUUGCAGCUUCAGAUGCAGUCAUAUUUGCUCGAUUUCACAUGCGGCCUCUUCAGCUUUGUAUUCUGCGCCAAUGGUGCAGGGAUUAUACUCAGCUGUCUCAAAAUAUAUUUUUGGAUCCCAGUACAAGUGAGUCUCUAACUUGGUGGCUGGAUCAUCAGUUUAUUAUUCAGAGGGCUUUUUUGCUCAUCCUACCUAGACUGUGAUCAUUACAGAUGCAAGUUUCUCAGGUUUGGGAGUUGUUUGGGGGUCUCUGACAGCACAGGGGGUUUGGAAUCCUCGGGUGUCAAGGUCAACUUUUAUAUAUAAACCUCUCACAAAAAGGCACUAUUACCAUUUGUAAUAAGUAAAAGUAUUUACUGUAGUUAAUGUUUUCAGGGCUUCCCCCGUCCUCAGACUUACAUACACAUUCAAAAAGACUUUUAUGUGUUACCUUAUCCCAAGUGUAAUCCAGACUGUGUAGCGUUCCCCCUGCACAUGCGCAAGAGUCUGUACGGCAGCCCUGGAAGUUCAAAAUCAAAAACUCAAACCCCAAAGGACGGCACAACUGUCAAAGACUAUGGUUGGUUACAGGAGGGUGGCCUCCUUACGUGACUAUCUGAUGCGCCCGAUAAUAAACCCAGCUAUACCACUAAAACGUGGUUAAAUACCACAAAAAAUGGGUGCUUUUGUUGCAGUGGAUGCACCACAUUCAGUGGGAUGACCCAGAGCAAAUUUUUUACACAUCCCUGGAAAAAUAGAAAAUUUGAGAUUAAACAUAGGGUCACUUGCACGACCAAAUAUGUGGUUUAUAUGCUCCACUGUCCAUGUGGGAAAUUUUAUGUGGGUAAAACCCAGGAUGAUGCCCGCAGUAGAAUGGCUAACCACAGGUCGGCGAUUCAAGCAGCCAUAAAUUGUGGCAAAUCAGACCAACCUGUGGCCAGACAUUUUGUCCAAGGACAACACAAUGUUACUGUCCUUAGGUUCAUUAUUAUUGACCAAAUCCCUCUCUUUGGAGGGGGGGUGACAGGGGCAGGCUGUUGCUGCAGAGGGAAAUUCAGUGGAUUUAUAGAGUGGAAACUUUGGUACCUAAAUGGCUAAAUGUGCAUCUUGAUAUGCAGUGCUUUCUGUAAAUGAUUGAGUAAGUGAGUUUCUGAUGUCCAUUGAUACUGAUUGGACUUUUGAUUUUUAAUUCACUUAUCAAUGUUGAUAGCACCCCCAUAGGGUUGGAAUAGUAUUUGGUGUAAUUUGAUACCAGAUGCUGAUAAAGUGAUAAUCAAUGUAAAUAUGUAAAUAUAUCUUUGAGCAGUGAUAUUAGCUCUUUAUAUCUGAUAUUUCCAUUAUAUUACUCAUCUUCCACUGUGCUUUACUGUGUUAUAGGUUAGAAUAACAUAUAGCUCCUUUCACUCUCUGUAUAUCUAUGUCUUUUGUUCCAGCAGGAGGUGUCAUUUAAGGUUAGAAUAGUGUAUGGUGGUUUAUAAUCACUUAAGUGUGACUCAAUUAGAUCAGCAUGUUUUAACAGUUGUGUCUUUUAUCUUUUUGUAAUGGUUAAUAACAUAUUAAUAUGAGCGUUUAUGAGAUAUUCAUUAUUGUGCAUACUAUGAUGCUAGAAUGGGCUUGAUACCCCUUACUUGAGUUAUCGUUUUGUUAAUAACUGAGCUACUUAAUACAAGUAGGAUUUGGGGUCUUUAAUUGAGCUUGCAAGCCAUAUAUAUAGUUUUAUUAAGUCUGGUAUGGACACAUUAAAAAGCUUGAUUCAGUAUUCUUAUAUCUCUUUGGGUAAUUCCCUGCAGCAACUGACAUCUAAUUAGAUACCCUACGAACUGAAGAUUGCACAAAGAAUGUGGCACACAUUGGCUGACUAACUUCUACGAUGACACUAGCUACACAUGUGUUGGUUCAGGUUGUAAAUAGUCUUUGACAGUUGUGCCGUCCUUUGGGGUUUACUUUUAAUAAUGAACUUCCAGGGCUGCCGUACGGACUCAGCAGCAGGGGGAACUCAGCGCAGGGGGAACGCUACACAGUCUGGAUUACACUUCGGAUAAGGUAACACAUAAAGUCUGUUUUUUGUAUGUGUAUGUAAGUCUGAGGACGGGGGAAACUCCGAAAACGUUAACUACAGUAAAUACUUUUACUUAUUACAAACGGAGAGUGCCUAUUUUUGUGAGAGGUUUAAGUGCACCCCGGAGGUUGUUGAAAUGUCAUGUAAAUGCUGGAUCCACUUGGGACUAUAUAUAUAUAUAUAUAUAUAUAUAUAUAUAUAUAUAUAUAUAUAUAUAUAUAUAUAUAUAUAUAUAUAUAAACUUCAAAGAAAGAAGAGGCACUCACAGGACUUAAUGAACAUUAUUUUUAUUAUUAGUGAUUCAUCAAUAAAUGUUCAGUCAAAGUUUCGAUCCUCUUCUGUUGCUCUAUGUCAGUUACAGGACUGUAGCUGAUUUUCCCUUUUGUUUUUUUUCUUUCAUGUUUUUACAUGCAACUGAUUUUAAGAUUUUUUGUACCAAAUAAAGCUGUAUUUUUCAACUUUUAACAAUUUGACAUAUACUCUUUUCUUUUUCAUAUGGUCUGGAGAUGCGGAUUAGCAGAGUGUUUGUAUAUAUAUAUAUAUAUAUAUAUAUAUAUAUAUAUAAACUUCAAAGAAAGAAGAGGCACUCACAGGACUUAAUGAACAUUAUUUUUAUUAUUAGUGAUUCAUCAAUAAAUGUUCAGUCAACGUUUCGAUCCUCACAGGGACCUUUAUCAAGACUAUUAAGAUAUUGAGUACGAAACAGCCCCCUCAUGUAAACUAGAGUAUUUACAUGAUGAUUACAAAUAUUCCCUUUUAUGAGUUGGUAGAGCUGGGGGUACUCAGUACCGGUGAUUAACUCCACAAAAAAGCCCUGUAUAUAUAUAAAAUAUAUUACACACGCAAGUAAUCUAGCAAUUAGGGGCAGGGCUGAAUGAAGAAAGUAGUCACAUAGAAUACCAACCGCUAAUAAAGCCACGAAUAAAGAAGGCCAUUGCUAAAAUGAUCUGCUGCUUUACCUGCGUGACUCAUGCUGUCUCUCACUCCCUGACUGACAAAACUGCCCAUGAGAAGGAAGUUGAGAAUUGUAAUUUUUAAAUGUGGAAGAGACAGACAAGAGAAAGGGAUAGUGAAGAGAGAGAGGAGAAACUAAGGUCAGAAAAGGGACAGAGUGGAGGGAGAGAGAAGUGGGAGGAAGGGGGAGAGAGAAGAGAGAGAAGGGAUCAUGUAAAUAGAGAUAAAUAAAUUAGAGAGAGUAGAGAGAUAAUGAUGGGGGGAAAUGCAAAGAGAGGAGAGAGAGAAGAGAAUGGGCAUAGAGGGGAGAGAGGAGAGAGGAAAGGGGGAGAGAGAGAAAGAGAGUAGAGAGAAGGGGAAGUUAGACAAAGGGGUGUAAGAAGGGGAAAGGGAACAUGUGAGAGAGGGGGAGAGGCAGAUAAAGGGGAGGGAGAGGCAGAGGGAGACAGCAUGAUAGAGUGUAUAGUAGAGAGAGGGAAGAGUGAGCAGAAAAUGAAAGAGAAUAAAGGACACAAUGAGAUUUGUUUCCUCUCCUGUCAUUGCAAACAUGAAUACAGCACAUACUUCUUUAUGUGUUAAAAGAGCACACAAACACAUUACUUUACAUUUAAUGCAUAGACUGAUGAGCAACUCGUAAUUUUGGUAUAAUAAGAGCAAAUGGGUUAAAUAAACUGUUCUUGCUGUGAGCUUCAGGGACGGAGAUUGUGAGCACUUUGCCCAGGCCAGACAGCAGCACACAUAAAAUAAAUAUGCCAUUAACAAUAGCCAGACACUACUUAGGUCAGCAGCCCUCUGCCAUCUUAGCUCAAAACUUUUCUGUUAUGCUGCUCAGUGUUCUGCCUCAAUUGAGAGGCUGUCAGUGCCGUGCUCGGCCAGAAGGGAAAGGGAGUGCACUUGAAGCAGAGUAAGUGCAGACCGUGCAGUGCAGCUGUCCUGAGAGGAAGAUGAUGGGCAGCAGGGCCACUAUACCACCAAGCAAACAUUUGCCUGCCCCAGAUGUACUCACAUUUUCCCUAAUGCAACCUAGCAGCUUGAAGCCUCUCUUCUACUCCUGGGCUGUACUUGUUGUCAGAAGAAGUGCCGGUGGGGAAGGUAAAACUCAGCAGCAGCACCGUGUAUAAAGCAGCAUGGACCCAGCUCUGUUGCUAUUUCUCCUCCAUGGAAUUUUAUCCUAGUGUUAAGGGUUUUGCAGGUUCCUCCUUUUGAACCUAUGCAUAACUUGGACUUUAAACUACUUUCUUGGAAAGUGUUAUUUAUAUUGGCUAUAUCUUCUGCUAGAAGAGUUUUAGAAUUUACUGCUCUUUUUUGAGAGCAUCCUUAUCUGAUUUUUCAACAGGAUAAGGCUGUUUUACCCCUCUCAUUUAAUUUUUGCCUAUGGUUGUUUCUUCAGAGAACAUUGGUAGAGAGAUUGUUGUUCCUUCCUUUUAUCCUAAUCCUAAGAAUGCUUCUGAAAGAUCUUUGCAUUCUCUGGAUGUUGGUAGAGCAUUGAAAUAAUUUGUUGAUGCUACUAAGAAUUUUAGACAAACUUCUAGUUUGUUUAUUCUUAUUUCUGGGCCUAGGAAAGGUCAAAAGGCCUUUGCUAUUUCUUUAGCCUCUUGGUUAAAACUUUUGAUUCACAGAGCUUAUUUGGAGGUAGGUCAGCCUCCACUUCUGCAGAUUACUGCUCAUUCUACUUGGUCAGUUGCCACUUGUCUCAGUUUGAUGGUUAUGCCUGUUUUUAAAUGCAUUAUAAAAAAAUCAAAAACAUCUUUGGGGUUGUGGAUUUAUUUUCUCAGUGAGAAAGAUGUUUUUAAAUCCCUCCCUUUAUUGUUAUUACUCGUGGACUCCACAGCUUGGGUAUUAGUUUCCAUCAGUAAUGGAUCGUGAACUCUCACCACCUGUAUGAAAGAAAACAUAAUUUAUGCAAAUGUGAUUAAUUCAUUUAUUUCAUGGUGAUGAGAGUCCACAAGACCCAACCCUUUGUUUUUUUGCGGGGUUACAUUUUUUUGAGCACAUCUUUUUUCCCUGCUCUUUUUUUGUCUCUUAUUCCUUUUCUUACCUCACUUGCUUGGUGUUAGAUUGAGGUGUGUGUGAGGUAGGAGGGGUUUUAUAGGGCUCUUGGGGUUUGGGAAUUUUUGACUCCUUCUAGUGGUAGAGAAGAGUAAUUCCCAUGAGUAAUGGAUCGUGGACUCUCACCAACAUGAAAGAAAGGAAUUUAUCAGGUAAGCCUAAAUUAUGUUUUUUUCCCAUCUCUUUUCUCUGCUGACCUAUUUCUUCCCUGUUCUAGGUGCUGACUUUUUACCUUGCUCUGCCUAUAUACACGAUUUCUGUCUGUCUUCCAUUAUUUCUGCCUAUAUACUGCAUACUCACUUUACAUGCCUGUCUCCCCUCAUUGUUUCUCUUCUCAUUAAACUGAUUGUAUUCUCCCUUACCUUACAUGCUACUCUUUUUCUUGUUCUACCUCUCCUGUGCCCUGACUGUGACCUCUGUCGUUUCUACUUUAAAACUUUACAAUAAAUGUAGUGAUAGGCACCAAUAAACGAUUAUUUUAUAUCUUCUAA
This is a messenger RNA of Bombina bombina (fire-bellied toad), 9395 nucleotides long. Its product is annotated as fat storage-inducing transmembrane protein 1-like. The transcript is spliced from 2 exons. The coding region runs from base 308 to 1120 and encodes 270 amino acids. Gene Ontology annotation, biological process: lipid storage; lipid droplet organization; phospholipid biosynthetic process. Gene Ontology annotation, cellular component: endoplasmic reticulum membrane. Lineage: Eukaryota; Metazoa; Chordata; Amphibia; Anura; Bombinatoridae. The record is from RefSeq and is a predicted model, not a curated record.